This is a messenger RNA of Acanthocheilonema viteae, 806 nucleotides long. NCBI's taxonomy places the organism in Eukaryota, Metazoa, Nematoda, Chromadorea, Rhabditida, Onchocercidae. The record is from the annotation of a GenBank genome assembly.
AUGCAAAAAGAAAAUUACCGAAAUUUUAUUGCUGGAUGGGGCGCAGGCUUUGUUGAAACUUUGUUGUUAUAUCCUCAAAAUAAAAUGAUAUUUCGUCAACAGCUGCAAGGUAUUACUACAAAGGAAGUUUUUGAACAGUUAAAAAAAGAAGGUUAUUGGAUGCUAUACAGAGGAAUACUUCCACCUCUUAUACAACGAACAACAACACGAUCAGUGAUGUUCGGGAUGUUUGAUAAAUUUCAUCGUUAUUUUGGUUGCUCAGAAUGUAAGACAGCAUCGACUCGUAUUUCAUGUUUUGCAUCUGCUGCAUUUAUGGCAGGUGCAGUUGAGGCUAUUUCAUGUCCUUUGGAGAGGACGCAAGUUCUUUUGCAGUCACCGAAGUAUAAUCAGCAUUAUAAAAAUACAGUUCAUGCUUUCAAUGAACUUUCUAAGAUUGGAGCAAAGGAAUUGUACCGUGGAUUUACAGUUGUAUUGUUGAGAAAUGGAUCAAGUAACGUUCUUUUUUUCACACUUAGGAAACCAUUUCGUGAUUUUGUUAUUAAUUGUGAUCAGCAAUACGCACCUCGCUAUAUUAGCGAUAGGACACCGGAGCAGUUGGUGACAUUUAUUGGAGAUUUUAUAUCAGGUGCUGUACUUGGUGCUUCUAUAUCAUCACUCUUUUUCCCAUUAAAUGUAGUUAAGCAGCGAAUGCAAAGCACUGUAAAUAGUCCAUUUUUAUCAGCUUGGAAAACUUUUGAAGUUAUUUGGAUCGAGCGGAAUGGUUCGUUUAGGGAAUUGUUUCGUGGAAUUACUCUCAACUACACGAG